GAAAAUGAGUUUCCGCGUCAAUGUUCAGGGCUCUUCUCAAAAAGGACGAUAUAUCGAAAUAUCUUUCCGCGAGAGCGGAUAUGUUCUCUCUUAUACGUAUUUAUAAUUGGUGAGUCAUCGUCUGGACAAAUGCACAAAGGGCAUUCCGAGUGAAAGUCACGGCUCGUAAAUCUACGGCGGCGGAGAAGGCAGGCAUUCCGUGAUGACCCGACGAGAUUACGCCAUUACUAUUCCUCGGCUGUAUCGUCGCGCAAUCGAUCUGGUUAAUCGAAGGAACGAUGCCAAACGACGAGAUUAUCAAGGGUCAUCGUCUAGUAACGAAAAUGUUGUGGUCGGAUCCGACGACACUGGAUUCCAAGAUUAUCUUGCCGUCGAAUUUGGAUCAACGAAAGUAUCCGAUAUGGAAGAUCCGCAUGUAUCACGGACUCGAGAUAAGUCCGCUAGAAAUUCGGCCGUUACCCACAAAGGAGGACGAUGGGGAGAAACCGAGAGGCCAACAGGUAGGCACCGGCGACAAGGUUUCACGGCGUGAGGUACCUCGUGUUAACGUGGAGGUCGGCACCGACAGCGGCGACCACCGAGAGCGGAAUUACGUCAGGGUCGCGCAAGGUGAAAUCUCCCGUGCGACUAACGAAAGGAACCCGCCGACCAAGGAGGAGAAGGAGAUCGACCUGAGUUUCCUCGACGACCUUGGCGGUCUGGCUUCCUUUCUGCCUGAUGCCGAGAAUAGCAAUACUCACACGCUUCUAAACGAAGAAGCGUCUUCUGGCUAUAGCGGCUUUUUCGACUGGUUUAUGUCGAAGUUACGAGGCACUUCCGUCAUCGAUGAAACAAAAGAGGAUGAGGGAUCCUCCGAUCCUAGAUUUGUCGGGUUGACUUCUAGCAAUACGCCGAAGAAACCAGCCAAAACGAAGAUGCCGAGACGUCAAUACGCUUUUGUGUUAUCGACGAACGUUGAUCCUAAUAUUUGAAAUGCUCGCCAAAUUGGAUCAUCCUAACGUGACGUUCAUAUCCAAGAUACCCGCUGUACUCCCCAUUGAUCGUUCCAAGAUUCCUCUUCCAAUCAUCGCAUGGUAAUUAUCAUCAAUCUGCGGAAAAUAAUCUCGCGCAAAUGAUACGCGAAAUUAGCGUUACCAAUCCACCAAUUCGAGCCGUCGACUUUCAUGGAAAUGGCGACGUAAUCGAAAGUAUAAUAUAGAAAGUCAAAACAAAUCAGUACAAUGAAACAGUACGACGUAAGCGUUAAUUUCGGAUAUUCAAAGAUGCAUUGAUUGAAUGAUUCUACCGACCAGCCCGCCGCAGGUUAAUUGACAUCUCGAUAUAUAAGUAUAGAAUUAUAUGCUAUUCAAAAUUAAUUUAACGCUCAGUUGAUAAUUAUGCCAUUUAUAGAUGUAGACGAAGAUUUCUUGGUUUCUUAAUUACGUAGAAUGAAAGCGAGUGUAAUUAAAUAAGUAUUUUAUCACAUGCGAUAAAAUAAAACAUUC
Formica exsecta is the source of this 1484-nucleotide messenger RNA. RefSeq lists its product as uncharacterized. The transcript is spliced from 4 exons. The record is from RefSeq and is a predicted model, not a curated record. Bases 279 to 971 code for a protein of 230 amino acids. Lineage: Eukaryota; Metazoa; Arthropoda; Insecta; Hymenoptera; Formicidae.